Molecule: messenger RNA, 7610 nt
Organism: Heterocephalus glaber (naked mole-rat)
Lineage: Eukaryota; Metazoa; Chordata; Mammalia; Rodentia; Bathyergidae
Source: RefSeq, a predicted model, not a curated record
UACAGGAGUGAGCCACCACACACAGCCUUUUCUUUUUACCGCCCUUUCCGUUCAUUUAUUUCUUUCUCCAUCCUUCCUUUUGUGGCUUGCUUAUUUAUACCUGAAUUUAGGUACCCCGGAAACACUGCACGACUUGACUUGUAUAUUUCACAGUUAAACGGUUAUUUAAUCUGCGAGGGGGAGUGGAAGGACAAGACAAUUCUCCCAGUACAGAACACAAAUGUGUGUUCUAAAUUGUAACGGUCUGGGAGUAGAGCGUUGAGACUGACAGGAUCGGAAAUCCCUCGUAGAAGGAGGACGCAGCGUCUGGUGGGUUGGGCUUGUGCCCCGGCUUCUAUUCGCGCUUCGGAGCCCGCGCUUGGAAGGCGGAACUCCAGGGAGUAGGGCGAUUGGGGCGUGUCCGGAUCUCGGUGCCAGGAGCACGGCUGAGCGAGGACUACAACUCCCGACGUGCAUGGCAGCCAAAGCAGGUUCUACUCUGGCUCCAAGCCUUCUUUCAUUCCAUUUCUUAAGACGGACACUGAUGUCACGGGUGUGCGUAUAGUCAUUACAGGGAACAUCCAAGCUUGUCUGGUGACGCAGGGGCCGGGAAGAGUUUCUGAAUGCCCCAUUCUGAGGCCUUGCGGAACUUUCUGCUCCACUGGACGAGUUUCCGGGAUUAUUAAUAGUGGACGGACUCCGUGGCGCGGCAGUUUAAUUUUCCGGCGGCGGCAGAUAAGCGGACGAGAUGGUUCUGACAGUGCUCAUCAGGAAACUCGGUCACCAGCUGACUGAGAUCAGGGAACGCGCCCUCAAGAGUAUUCUCUGCAAGAUUGAGCACAACUUAAUCUGCCACGCUGAUCUAAUUCAAGAAAGGCUGCUCUUUCUCCACCUGCUAGAAUGGUUCAAUUUUCCAUCCGUCCCAAUGAAAGAGGAGGUUCUGAACCUGUUGAACAGAUUGGUUAAGUAUCCUCCAGCAGUCCAGCAUUUGACUGACCUUGGUGCUGUAGAAUUCUUUUCUAAGCUUCGACCUAAUGUGGAGCCAGAUCUACAGGCUGAAAUUGAUGGCAUUCUAGAUGGACUUUUUGUGCUUCCUUUAGAAGCUCCUGCAGUGCAUUCUGUCUCUUACCAAAGCAAUCAGACUGAAUUGUCACAACCUGAAAUGGUAACAGGGUAUUUUCCCCAAGACAAAAGUAAUUUUCAGCAAAUGAAAGUGCCUCCUAAACCAGUCGUAAAUCAAACUACGAAGUGUUUGAAGUUUUCUACAUUUCCUUGGUUACCCCUGACAACUACAGACAGACAUGUUCUCUCUUCUAAUGAAAGCUCUUUAAGAAGUAGUAAUCACACUUUGAUCUGGAACACCUGUGAACUUUUGAAGGACGUUAUUAUGCAAGAUUUUCCUGCUGAGAUUUUCCUACAAAGGCCAAAAAUUGUUCAGAGCCUGUUGUCUCUGUUGAAACUGGCAUUUGAAGGAGAUGGAAAACAUCGCCUGGCUUUGCAGUCAGUGUCUUGCUUGCAGCAGCUGUGCACUUAUUUAAGAAAUAGACUUAACUUUCACCGAGAUCCAAAUUUUUUCUCUAAUAAACAAGACACAAUUUCCCAAAAUUCUUCUAUGUCUUAUUAUCAUGAAGCAAGAGCUACUCAUCAUUCUCACAAUCAGUCCCCAGGAAGCAGCAGCCCUCGGCCUUCUGUUAUUGGGCGCACAGGCCAGCGACCCAGAGGAGAUGGCCAGGAUUGGGAUGCAGUGACCUCAAGUGGAAGUAGUAGUCAUGCUCAUGUGAACUCUAGGAUAUCUGUCCAUUCACCUUUGGAUAUGGGACUCAUAGAUCUGCCAGAGCUGGAAACUGAAGACACUUUGGAACUACAGUUCCAGCAGCUGAGUCUUCCCCAGUUCUGUGUCUCCAUUCUGGAAUCAGCAGUUCCUCUCUUAAGAACAGGUAGUAGACAAAUGAUAAUAAGAGUUUUGGAAUUGCUUGCAGAGAAUAUGAUACUAAUUGAUGAAGCAAUUUCAGCUGAUAUUUGGGAUGACAGCAGCCUUUUUGCUAUAGAUAUGAAAGAGAAGCUGCUACUGGUGUUGGGGUCCUUUGGAGAAACUAUGUGUUACCAUAAAAGCAGUGUUGGUGUGGAACAACCAGAGGUAAUGUUAGUGCACCACAGAAUGGCCUUUGUCAGCAUUGCACUGUUUGCAGUUCGACUGUUACAAAUGCUUCUCCCUGUUGAAAAGGCAAGUGAGUUUUUACCAGAGCCUAUGUCAGCAGCAUUAUUUCUUCUUUCUUUGGACGUGUCUAUUUCUUUGGAAUAUCCAAAUAUACAUGAAACUGUUGUGGCCUAUUUGGAACAGCUGAAUUCUGAAAACUAUAAUAUUUAUAAACGAACUGCAGAGGCUGUUUAUUCAAUUGAAUGUGCCUGUAACUUCCUGUCUGAUGUUGGAAAAGAGGGAGAGAAGAAUCUUUUAGAAUUAGUGGAGCUUGCAGACCACGCCUUGCGUAGCUUUUCCUAUCAUCAGCAUUUUCCCCUAAUAAAGGAAAUCAUCUGCAUUUGUUCAAAGAUCUGGAAAUCUGCCCAGGCCAGUCCAUUACUACAAGGAGAAAGUCAGAAGGUACUUCUGCAUAUGUUGUCUCACCCACUGCCACAAGUGAAGAUUGAAACUUAUCACUGCUGUCUGGAAAUAGUUAAGGAAUGUUUAGGUGUUCAUAAUGUCACUGUACCUGUGUCUUCCCUUUGUAAUGGAAUCCAUUUCCUACUUCACCCAAAAGUUCUAUAUGAAAUCUCUGCAUUUGGUAUCCAAGAACCCAGAAAUGAGGUGAAUGCUGCUGCCAAGGCCAUUCUGUUGUAUCUGCUUCAGGGACGUUUGAUGAUGACAGCACUGACCUGGAACAAGUUUAUUGAGUCUCUGUGUCCAGUCAUUCCAGUACUACAGGGCUAUGCUGACCCAGAAGAUCCUUUGGGUAACUCCAUUCUCCUUUUAAGUGAAGCAAAUUCUGAGGCAGGGGAAGGGAUUCUUCCCUGUACAACACGGUUAAAGUUCAUGCUGCGACUUUUGCUAGUGAAAAAGCCAUCAGUCCGUUCACUAGCAUUAAAGCUUUUAGCAUUUCAUCUUACAAGUGAAGAAGGGGCUGAUACAAAGCGCCCCUUAAUAGAUGCCAGAGUUCUCUCCAGAGUUACUAAUUUAUUUAUUGUGAAAAAACCUGUUGAACUCAAAUUGGAUGACAGAAGAGAACUGGUUAUUAAGUUGGAGACUAUUGAAAAGGUAUAUGAAGUCUUCACCUCAGAUGAUGUUGAUCUUGCUUUGAGAAAGUCAGCCGCAGAACAGUUAGCUGUGAUUAUGCAAGAUAUUAAAAUGCAUGCUGUGGUGAAAAAGUUAUGCUUAACUGACAAGAUAAUUGAAUAUUUAAAUGAAUGUGUGGGUCAAGAUGGCAAGGUUAUAGAAUGUUUGAUUCAACCGUCCCUCACACUCUUGAGGAAGGUUUUAUGUGCAGAUCCACUCAUGCGUGUUUCCCUUUCACAGCAGUCUUCUCUCUUGACCCUGUUAUUCAGAGUUUCCUUAAUAUUUCAUGAAGAUUCUACUAUAGUGACUGAAGUUGGAGCACUGUUUUGUCUUCUCCUGUUUGAUGAAGUAUCAAGAAUGGAUAUGUGGUCGGUUAACACUUCCAGUAAACCUUCUUUACCAUCAGCCUUCAGUUUGCCUGUUUCAGUUUUUAGAAGGUAUCAUCUACCAGUACAUACACAUGGCCACCAUGCUGUGAGUCCUUACUCAAUAGUUUUGCCAUUAUCUGCUGAUUAUUUGACCUUGAAGCCCGUGUCAGAUAUGCUGAAAAUAGCUUGGAACUUGUCAUGGCAUCAUGGGAUUGACAAUCUGUUGAAGCAAAUGAACUCCGAAAAUAAAAUCCAAGAAUUUUCAGAUACAUUGAAGUUAUCCACAGUGGACAUCCUCACUCUGAAGAUAACACACACAGCUAGUGGGCUGCAGGACUGCUUCCACUCUAUUGUUCAGGCUGCAGCCCACAGGGAAGUUAGGGCUGCUGUCACUAGGAUGAGUUUUUAUCUUCUGAAUGACAAAUUGUCCUUAAAGGAUGGAACCAGCCCAUGUGGGGUUACCUUGAAGUCCUUGGCUUGGCACAGUGCACUAAACAGGUUUUUACAGGUGCUUCCUGCUUGCACUGAAGAUGAGAAACUGCUAAUAGAUAUUGUACAUUUUUUAAAGAAGUUAAUAAAAGAACAUAGAAAAAAUCCACCAGUUGAACUUCUAAACUGGAUUCUAGAAUUACUCCUUAGACAUAAUCCAAACCCCCUGUUAGACCUGCUGGUUCUGACAGAGUCACAGGCACGAGAAGAAACAGAUGACAUCCGGACUGCUGUCAGACAACAACUGCAAAAAGAACUGAUUGCUCUUUUCAAUACCUUACUGCUCAGUUUUAUGGCAGUUACUGACAGGAAAUGCUUGGAACUUCUUUAUGUCUUCCAAACCCAGCUGGGUCUAAAACUGCUCCAGUGUCUGAGGAUCACAGAUGCUCCUCAUUUCUAUGGGCUGCCUUCCCUGGAGCGGACUUUAAGGGGGAUGGCUCACCUCACUGCAUUUCCAGGAUGGAGUUCACAUUCUCCUUCUACAAAGCCACUUGAAAUUUGUGUGAAGUACUUGUCAGGACUUCUCGAGGUCAUUACUUCUUUUUACGUGGAGCGUGGAGGAAAUGCUAUGUCAUUCAUGGGAAAAGGUGUCACAAAGAGCACAAUUCUUUGCUUGCUUCACUUAUCCCAUGAGAUGAUGGCCCAGGCUCAGAGCUCGGAGUGGAUGUCUCUUUGGUUCUUGCCUUUAGGUAAUCAUAGCGAAGAACAUGCUCCUGAUCAACAAGGAUUGGCUUGGUUGAUUCCCUUAUGGGUUGAUCGGGACCCAGAGGUGAGAUUUACUUCUCUGGGAUUGGGAUCAGCACUGACUAUGCUUGAAGCUGGCUGUGUGGCGUUGGCAAACAGUUGUCAGAACAUUUCCGGUGGGCUCUGGGGAACUGUUGUGAACAUUCUGCUGGACCAGUCGGAAUGUAGCAUGGUGCGCCGGGAGGCUGCAUUUAUUCUUCAGAAUCUCCUUGUAAUUCCAAUGCCUACAGAAAUUAUGAAGGAUUUUACUUGGCAGGGCCCCUGUGUCCAUGAUGAGGAUUCUGGCCUAUCACUGAUAGGAAAACCUGCUCUCCAGGCUCUUUUAUACCACUGUCAUUUUUAUGAUCAUUUGAAUCAGAUGGUGAAAUGUUGUUACCUGGGACGGUAUAUGUUUGAUUUAAGGUUUUCUGCUUUUAAUGCAACUUCAGAAGCUAAUGAUUUAAAUGGUUUAGAUGACUCAUUCAAGUUUUGGAGGGCUCCAUCUAGGAUAUCCAACCAAGAUCAGGAUCCAAGUUCUCUCUCCACCUCAGAAACAAGGGUGACACCUUCAGUGGGGAGCGCUGAAUUUCAACCACUUGCGCCACCAACAGUGCUUCUCUCUGAAGCCUUGCAUGACCAAUUCGUGCCCCAAGGUCAGCAUGAAAUUGCAUCAUCACAGCCACCUCAUGAUUCAUCCCUGACUGCUCCCCUGCCCAAGCAACGUGUUUUUGUUACUCCAUCUCUUCUUUCAGCCAUCUGUAGCCUCCUAGACAACCUAUUGGUGAUUGCUCCCCAAGACACUGCAAAUGCUCUCCAACAAGCCCAACUCAUAGAGCUUCUCUGUAGCAUUGCAGAUGCCACCCUUUUAGAGACAUGUGUCUGGGAACUCAAGACCUCACUGCCUCCAUUACCUCCAGUUGAACAUACUCAGGCUCAGAUGUAGAGCUAAUAUCGGCUUUUUAUCACACAUGGACACAUUUACUUGAUCUUCUGGCCACACUCCUGAGGAAAGCUGCAGCUGUCUCUCUCCCUUCCAUUACCUCAGCUCUGGCCAAGCACUGGGCUGCAGUUAUUGAUAUGUUCUGCAAAUGUGUGGGCUCAUCAGUCAGGUAUCCUGCUCUUUAUACUGCUAGUCUUCAGUUCCUGGCUGUUCUUCUGACUGAGGAAGCAAAAAUGAAUUUCCAGGACAAGAACAAAACAUAUUUAGGCCAUAGUCCAACAAUGGUUUUGCUUCUUGAUGAAAUCCAGGAAAAUCAGAAAUCAUCAGAACAACUUAAUGAAGUAAUUCUUCAGUGCUAUGAAGGAAAAUCCUCCAAAGAUAUCCUGAAAAGAGUUGCUGCAAAUGCAUUAAUGUCACUUCUGGCCAUCAGCAGAAGAGCACAGAAACAUGCUUUGAAAGCUGACCUCAUAGACAACUGUAUGGAACAGAUGAAAUACAUCCAUGCACAACUGAAUCUCGAUUCUCUAAGGCCUGGGAAGGCAGCACUGAAAAAGAAGGAGGAUGGUUUUACUAAAGAGUUAAGCAUCACUAUGCAGCUUCUAAGAAACUGUCUUUAUCAAAAUAAAGAAUGUAAAGAAGCUGCUCUUGGAGCUCAGCUUGUCCCGGUCUUGCACUCUCUCUGGCCUUGGCUUUUAAUGGAUGAUUCAUUGUUGCAAAUUGCCUUGCAGCUACUUUGUGUCUACACUGCGAAUUUUCCAAAUGGUUGCAGUUCUCUUUGUUGGUCAAGUUAUGGACAACAUCCUGUUCAAGCUACGCACAGAGGAGUCCCCAGCAACUCUGUCAUGCUCUGUACCCUAAAGCUGGCUUCUCAAAUGCCCCUUGAGAACACUGCUCUACAGCAGAUGGUUUUUAUGUUUCUUUCAAACCUGGCCUUGUCUCAUGACUGUAAGGGAGUAAUUCAAAAGAGUAACUUCUUACAGAACUUUAUGUCUCUAUCAUUGCCAAAAGGAGGAAAUAAACAUCUCAGUAAUCUGACCAUUCUUUGGUUGAAGUUACUCCUGAAUUUAUCAUUUGGAGAAGAUGGGCAACAAAUGAUACUGAGGCUUGAUGGCUGUUUAGACUUACUUACAGAGAUAAGCAAAUACAAGCAUAAGAGCAGCCCUUACAUACCUCUUCUUAUUUUUCAUAAUAUUUGCUUCAGUCCUGCUAAUAAGCCCAAAAUCCUGGCUAAUGAAAAAGUCAUUACUACAUUAGCUGGCUGUCUGGAAAAUGAGAAUCAAAAUGCCCAGAAGAUUGGAGCAGCUGCACUUUGGGCUCUGGUUUAUAAUUAUCAGAAGGCAAAAACAACUUUGAAAAAUCCAUCAAUAAAAAGAAGAGUGGAUGAAGCAUAUUGCUUAGCAAAGAAAACUGUCUCAGACUUAGAAGAAAACUCUCUAAAUGCAUACUACCUGAAAUGUCUUGAAAACCUCGUGCAGCUGCUCAACUCUUCCUGAGUACCAGGAGGUGCUCCACCCCAAAGCUGACAGCCACUCAAUAGGACUGAACAUGAGGCUGCUUUGUGUGGUCACUACCACCUGAAGACCUGUCUGCAGAGUCCUGAUCCCCUCUCUUCCCUAUAAGAAAUAGAACUGGAGACAUUGAAAGAAGUAGAAUUCGUAACAUUUCAACUCUGUCCAUUCAUCACAGCUCUCUGGAAGUAAUAACAGCUGACAGAAAACGGUGGGAUAAGACAUAGAAAGUUCUGGCAACAUAAACAUUUUUACCCUUUUCUAUGCAAUUUGCUUUGUAAAAAUUUUAUUUAACAAUUAUUUAAUAAAAUAAAAUUUUUUUUAGAAACUAAAAA